This is a messenger RNA of Notothenia coriiceps (black rockcod), 2646 nucleotides long. It is a transcript of the gene ccnt1, whose product is annotated as cyclin T1. Gene Ontology annotation, molecular function: cyclin-dependent protein serine/threonine kinase regulator activity. Lineage: Eukaryota; Metazoa; Chordata; Actinopteri; Perciformes; Nototheniidae. The coding region runs from base 603 to 2090 and encodes 495 amino acids. The record is from RefSeq and is a predicted model, not a curated record. The transcript has 6 exons. Gene Ontology annotation, biological process: regulation of transcription by RNA polymerase II.
GUGUUUUAGCGAUUUUUGUGUUUGUUCAGAAGCAAUGAUUUGGCUGUAAUGCUUCCUUGCGCUACCACUUUCAGUUUAAUCGAAGAGAGAAUCAUCUUUGUUCUCCUAGAAAAUGUUUUAAUAGCAGCUUUGAUGCAGGUGCUCUUUUAUGGGACUUUUUUCUGGCAAUUACUUAAAAACUGAAGUUCAGCUUUUUCUUCUUUUUUUAAAUUGCAUUUAAACUGUGUACAAAUACUUUGUGUGAGGGUGUUUUUGGUUUAAGCUUCCUCAUGUGUUGUUCCUUCUUGACACAUGGGUCACCUGUACUGCUCAGUGUGUAGCUUCUAAUUGUCUCACCACUUAUCUGUGAGGCUUCUUCAGCUCUAUAUGAAAGGUGGUUUGAAUGUGUUUGGAUGAAGGCCUCCUAGUGAGUAACGUGCCUGUCCUCUCAACUUCAGGCCUACCUGCAACAAGCCCAAGACCUGGUCAUUCUUGAGAGCAUAAUACUCCAGACCUUGGCUUUUGAAAUCACCAUUGAUCAUCCACAUACUCAUGUUGUCAAGUGCACUCAGCUUGUUAGAGUUGUUCCAGCGAGUAAGGAUCUGGCUCAAACCUCCUACUUUAUGGCCACAAACAGUCUCCACUUGACCACGUUCUGCCUGCAGUACAGUCCGCCGGUCGUGGCCUGCGUGUGCAUCCACCUCGCCUGCAAAUGGUCCAACUGGGAGAUCCCCGUGUCUACAGACGGCAAACACUGGUGGGAGUAUGUCGAUCCCACAGUUACCCUUGAGCUGCUGGAUGAGCUCACACACGAGUUCCUGCAGAUUCUUGAGAAAACACCCAGCCGGUUGAAAAGGAUUCGCAACUGGAAGGCUGGAGGCUCAACACCAAAAGCCAAGCCCAAAGUCCAGGAGGAGGGUGACCAGAGGGACACCAUGAUGAGCAUGAUCUCCAUGGCCUCAUCAGAGAGCACCGUGGCGGGCUUGAUGAGUCUCUCGGCUCCCCCUGACGCCUCGUCUUCCUCGUCUGCCGGUGACAAGGACAGGGGGGACGCCGGCAGCGCCGCCACGUGGAGUGGAAAAGGUCAGCCUGCGUCCGAGCUCAACAACGAGGUGCAUGUUCCCGCUAAGGUGUCGCUGAGUGAAUACCGGGCCAAGAAUGCAGACGUCCUCGCCGCCCAAAAGAGGAAGCUGGAGAACAUGGAGGCCAGCGUGAAGAGGGACUAUGCCAACGCUGCUCAGGCUCUCAUCGGACAGCAGCAGAGGAAGGAUAAGCAGCAGCAUCAUCACCAGCAGUCCAGCUCCUCGUCCUCGGACAACCCUUCGCCCAUUAUCCUGAAAAUCCCCCUGGAGAAGGAGAGGCACGAGAGGUCGUCUCUGAAAAUGCGCUUCCCCUUAGCCGGGGGAGGGGGCGGCGCCAAGGGUCAGGAACAGGACAUCAAGGUCAGAAUACGAGUGCCUGAGAAGCAGAGGGGGAGUUCAGGAGAGGAGGGCAAGAGCAGAGACAAACACAGGGACCGCUCGAACCACCACCACCAUCACCACCACCACCAUUCCUCCUCCACCAGUGCCUCUCUCUCCUCCUCACACAAACACUCAUCGAACUCUAGCGGGGCUGUCGGAGGUAGCAAAAAGGUCCCGAGCGACUCCUCGAGAACAAGCUCCUCAUCUUCUUCGGCGUCUCGUAAGAGGACGCAUUCCCAGGAGCCCACAGCGGGCGCUAACCCCGCGUCCAAAGUCAGCAAGUCCACCAGGAACGCUUACCAGAUACCGUCCCUGUCUUCCUCCUCCGGGCAAACUCUGGGGCACAACCCUGACAUUCUCCCCGCCCUGGGCCUCUCCCACCACCAAGGCAGCUUCUCGAAAGGCGACAAAACGGACACGAACGGGCACAGUGCGGCGGGCGGGCCCCAGUCGAACGAGUACCAAGACACUUUUGAAAUGCUAAACUCUCUUCUGAGCGCACAGGGGGUCCAGCCAGCCCAGCCGUCCAUGUUUGACUACAGAACCCAGUUUGGGGAUUACCGGUUCAGCGGGGGCACCCGAGGAAACGGCAGGCCACCACCCCUCCCCUCAGAACCGCCCCCCCAACUGCCUCCGCUCCCCAAAUAACUUCCUGAUCAGGAGGUUUAUUAUGUACAUUGUACUUUGACAUCUUGUUACGUAUGGUAUUUUUUUUUUGUUCAACUCGCCCAGCAUUUUGAAUAGGUUUCAGUGUGACAGCAGUGAAAUGUACUGCCGUGCGUGAUACAUCAUUAUUAUUUUUUUCACUUCACACAGGGGCAAUAAUGAAAGGCUUUUAAAGCUUGCAACAUGUGAGAAAAAAGAUACAGGAAGGUGUAGAUACAAUGCUUUCUGUUUAACUCAAACGAAAUGUGAUGAGGGGACCUGGUAUUUUUUUUAGCAACACUGUCAUUGUCUUGAAAUUAUGGGGGAACUAAAAGAUGUUAGGUCUCUUUACCGAUUGUGUUUUUAUAAUAUUUUAUAGUAUGUUAUUUAUUCAUUUAAUGCUUUUUUAAGAAAAAGAAAAAAACAGUCCCCUUUUCUACCUUUUAUUUUUUUGAAGGUUUCCCGCUUCUUUUUUUAGGCGGAGGGAUAUUCCUUCAUCAAGACUGUACAGGCUAGUUUGAGAGUGCAUGUCUCCAAAGCCAUCUUUUCAAUAUUUUUG